CAAACAACCAGACUGCAAGUGGCAACUUCACAAGCACAGGAGAACUGAUUGUUGGUUUCUUCAGUCUAACAGCUUCUUCCAGGUGUAAUGGAUAUGGUAGAUCUCAGCGAUCCACCUGCUGGUUUGGAGAAUGAAUUCCAUACACUGCUAACACCAGAUGCAGUUCAUUUUUUGGUUCAACUCACCUGUGCUUUUGACAAAGAUGUUGAUAAGAUUUUGUGGCAUAGAAUCGCUCGAAAGGUCCAGCUUGAUCUGGAUAAUAGUUAUCCAGAUUUCUCACCAGACACUGCUCAUAUUAGAGAAGAUACUAGCUGGAUGGUAUCUCCUGUCCCAAGAAGGUUGCAGACCAGACAUGUGGAUAUUGGAGACACAGCACCAUGUAAUACUGAACGCUUUAACAGGGCUCUGCUGUCUUCUGCCCAAGGAAUCCAGGUGGAUUUCGAUGAUGGCAAUUGUCCAACAUUUUUCAAUCAAGUCAAGGGAAUAUUUAACGUGUAUCAAGUUGUUCACAGCAAAGUUCCAGGCAUUCCACCUAUUUCCAAAGCCCCUAUAUUAAUGCUUAGACCAAGAGCUUGGAACAUGGUGGAGCAUGAUAUGAUGGUUAAUGGCAGAGAAAUACCAGGCCCCCUUUUUGAUUUUGGGUUAUUGAUGUACCAUGCUGGUAGAAGACUAUAUGAAAAUGAAAGUGGGCCCUUCUUUUAUUUAUCCAAGGUGGAAAGCUUUUUAGAGGCGAGACUUUGGAAUCAAAUCUUUGUGUGGACUGAAGAAAAGCUUAAUUUGCCACUUGGAAGCAUUAAAGCCACAGUUUUAAUUGAGAGUGUAUUGGCAUCGUUUGAGAUGGAAGAGAUCUUAUUUGAGCUCAGAGAUCACUCUGCUGGGUUAAACUGUGGGAUCUGGGAUUAUUCAGCCUCAUUUGUUAGCAAAUUCGGUCACCGUCUUGAGUUCUUGUUACCAGAUCGCAGUAAAUAUGUUAAUAUGGAAAAGUUGUUUCUUAAACGUUAUAUGGAUCUGCUUGUCCAGACGUGUCACAGAAGAGGAGCGCUGGCUACAGGAGGAAUGGCUGCACUGUUGCUACCAGAGGAGCGAAAUAGCAAAGAGUAUCAUAGUGUAGUUGAAGCCGUGAGACGGCUGAAACUGUUUGAAAUCAAUGCUGGAGUAGAUGGAUUCAUGGUGUAUGACAUUGACCUUGUAGCCCCUAUGCAGAAGCUUUUCCAGGAGCACACAGAUGGACCUAACCAGUUGCAUGUUGUGCCAGAGAUAACUGUGACACAGAAGGAUUUGCUCACAAUGCCAUCUGGAGGAGUAACCCUGUAUGGUCUGAAAUAUAAUAUUUCUGUUGGAAUUCUAUUUAUAGAGUCCUGGUUCAAAGGAGAAGGGCAUUUCUUUUACUGUGGAAAGGUAGAAGAUUCAGCUACUGCAGAGAUAUCCCGCUCACAGGUGUGGCAGUGGAUGAGGCACCAAGUUAAGCUGGAGGAUGACAACCGUAUAGUCACCAGAAGCCUGGUUCAUGCUCUAGUACAGGAAGUGGAAGCUCAACUUACUAAUGAAUUGUGCCAUUCCACACAGGAGAAGCAGAGGCUCCAUACAGCUGCUGAAAUCUUUAUGGAGAUAAUUCAAAAGAGAGAUUUUCCUGAUUUUAUCACAACAUACCUGAAUCUGGACCAUUCCUUUCUCAGUGGCAAAUUUUAAAUGAUCAUUUUGUAUGUCAAAUAUCAUCAUAUUUUUCUGAAAGUAAUUAAGUAUUUUGAAAUAGAACCACCAGAGCAUGUAGCAUUAGUAGUAGUACAUUUGAGGGGAAAUGAGUCAGUGAACAAACUUUUGGGUAACUAAAUCCUUAAAAAAAAAUUAGCUGUGUGUCUAUAGACAUAGUCCUUUGGAUAAGCAACUUGAUAAUUUUCUUAAUCCUAUUUAUUGUCAAAUGUAGCAUUUAUAGUUAUAACAUGCAAUCUUAUGCCUAGAGUGAUUAUAUUACUCAAUAUUUGAAGUAUAGGUGGUUUCUUAAUCAUUAUAUAAUGCAUAUCUACUUGAUCAUUACAUUUCACUUCACUACUGCUACAUAUUUAAAAGAACGUUAAACACCUCAUACUUUUGUAUAAAAAUGUGCUUGUCCGAGGUGGGCAUGAGAAAGUAUGACUCCCCAUUGUUCACACCUGGAAUGUGAAUAGCUGAAAUCCUGCAAUAGUAAUGUUCUGCCCAACUGAUAAUGCGGGACACUUCCUUCAUUGCUAAGGAACUGCAUCCUUGAUGAUUGAUGUAAGGCACUACUGUGACAUUGCCUGACUGUAAUAAAACAGAAGAUUCCGGCCUGA
Messenger RNA from Bombina bombina (fire-bellied toad), 2309 nucleotides. RefSeq lists its product as uncharacterized. Gene Ontology annotation, cellular component: cytoplasm. Lineage: Eukaryota; Metazoa; Chordata; Amphibia; Anura; Bombinatoridae. The transcript is spliced from 16 exons. Gene Ontology annotation, biological process: glyoxylate cycle. The record is from RefSeq and is a predicted model, not a curated record. The coding region runs from base 88 to 1689 and encodes 533 amino acids. Gene Ontology annotation, molecular function: malate synthase activity.